Trichogramma pretiosum is the source of this 2012-nucleotide messenger RNA. RefSeq names its product asparagine--tRNA ligase, cytoplasmic (gene AsnRS). The coding region runs from base 226 to 1893 and encodes 555 amino acids. The record is from RefSeq and is a predicted model, not a curated record. NCBI's taxonomy places the organism in Eukaryota, Metazoa, Arthropoda, Insecta, Hymenoptera, Trichogrammatidae. Gene Ontology annotation, cellular component: cytoplasm. Gene Ontology annotation, molecular function: ATP binding; asparagine-tRNA ligase activity; nucleic acid binding. Gene Ontology annotation, biological process: asparaginyl-tRNA aminoacylation. The transcript has 8 exons.
UAAUAUUUUUGAAUCAUUACGAUUAUCUAAUUUUAGUAGGAAUCUUGAAUGAAUCAAGGAGAAUUUAUGAUUGACUCUUAGUCAUCAGAAUUCUGACAGUUACAAUUUUAAAAAAGAACUAAAUUUUAAUAUUUUUUAUGCUUUCUAUGUCAAUUAAUUGCAUUGAAUCACGAAAAUAGUACAACUUUUUUGCGUUUUUUAUAAAAUAAAAUUUGAAAAAGCAUAAUGCCAGAGACCGAGGCUAAAACAAUUUUGGCCCCUAUUUAUACAUCGGAAAAAACAGGGAGCGAUGAUAAUGGCAAUGGUUCCGAAAGUAAACCAUUUAAAACUAUUUUGCAAGCUAUGAGACAUGCUGGCAAAGAACCUUUUCCAGAAAUUUAUCAAGAUUCAAAAGAAGAAGGAAAGAAAUAUGAACUUGCUGCUAAGUCGCAACUUAAAAAAGUUCAAAAAAUAUGGGUAAGAGAACAAUACAAAAAUGAAGAUAAGCAAAAGAAAUUGCAAGAAGAUGAGGAAAAAAGAUUAAAAAAUUUGGAAGAUGCCAAAUCUGUUAUGAUAGAAGAAGAUAAAAGUUUGCCUGAAGCUGUGCUUAUUAAAAUUGAUAGAGCAAGUAAACAUAAAGAAGAGAGAGUAAGAGUUUUUGGCUGGGUACAUAGAUUACGGCGACAAGGCAAAUCUUUAAUGUUUAUUACAUUAAGAGAUGGAACUGGAUUUCUCCAAUGUGUAUUGAAUGAUAAAUUGUGUCAAACUUAUGAUGCCUUAGUUCUCAAUACAGAGGCUUCUGUACAUUUAUAUGGUACAUUGAAGCCUGUUCCUGAAGGGAAAACUGCUCCUGGUGGACUUGAACUUUUAGUGGACUUUUGGAAGCUUAUUGGCAAUUCUCCUCCUGGUGGUGCUGAUGCAAUUCUUAACGAAGAAGCUCAUCCUGAUGUGCAACUUGAUAAUAGACACAUUAUGAUAAGAGGAGAAAAUACAUCGCGUAUUCUGAUUAUGAGAUCUAUUCUCACACAAGCUUUCAGAGAUCAUUAUAGAGAUAGAGGGUAUUGUGAAGUAACUCCACCAACUCUUGUACAGACUCAAGUAGAGGGUGGUUCUACUUUAUUCAAAUUGGAUUACUUUGGAGAGGAGGCUUUUCUAACUCAAAGCUCCCAGCUUUAUUUAGAAACUUGCAUUCCUGCUAUGGGUGAUGUUUAUUGUAUAGCCCAAUCGUAUCGUGCUGAACAAUCUCGAACUAGGAGACAUCUUGCAGAAUACUCUCAUGUUGAAGCUGAAUGUCCUUUUAUAACUUUCGAUGAUUUAUUAGAUCGAUUGGAAGAUUUGAUUUGUGACGUUGUUGAUAGAGUUCUCAAGUCUCCUAUGGGACCUCUUGUUAAGGAACUCAACCCUGAUUUCGAAGUACCUAAAAGACCUUUUAGAAGAAUGAACUAUUCCGAAGCUAUUGAGUAUUUGAAAGAAAACAACAUCACUAAAGAAGAUGGAAGCUUUUAUGAAUUUGGAGAGGACAUUCCCGAAAUGCCAGAAAGGAAAAUGACCGAUAAAAUAAACGAACCAAUCAUGCUUUGCCGAUUCCCAGCAGAGAUAAAAUCAUUUUACAUGCAACGGUGUCCCGAAGAUAAUCGGUUGACAGAAUCUGUUGAUGUAUUACUGCCAAACGUUGGUGAAAUAGUUGGAGGAUCUAUGCGUAUCUGGGAUCAUGAUGCCUUACUUGAAGGAUAUAAAAGUGCCAACAUCGAUCCAACUCCUUAUUAUUGGUACACUGAUCAGAGGAGAUACGGAACAUGCCCUCACGGCGGUUAUGGUCUUGGAUUAGAGAGAUUCAUUUGUUGGCUUCUCAACAGAUAUCACAUUCGUGAAGUAUGCUUGUACCCAAGAUUUUUGGAACGUUGUCGGCCAUAAAAAAUUUUUCCAUGAAUAUGUUUUUGUUCACACAUGAAUAAACUAAAUGUAGGUAUAAUGCAUUAGGUUUCAUUAUUACAACAGUAAUAACCCUUAAUAAAAACUGACAUUUUGGACCA